This is a messenger RNA of Haliaeetus leucocephalus (bald eagle), 1578 nucleotides long. It is a transcript of the gene BAIAP2L1, whose product is annotated as BAI1-associated protein 2-like 1. The transcript is spliced from 14 exons. NCBI's taxonomy places the organism in Eukaryota, Metazoa, Chordata, Aves, Accipitriformes, Accipitridae. The coding region runs from base 52 to 1578 and encodes 508 amino acids. Gene Ontology annotation, cellular component: nucleoplasm; cytosol. Gene Ontology annotation, biological process: actin crosslink formation; actin filament bundle assembly; plasma membrane organization. Gene Ontology annotation, molecular function: protein binding. The record is from RefSeq and is a predicted model, not a curated record.
CGCUCUCCGGAGGACGAAGCUCUUCCCACCGGCCGCCUCCCCGCCGGCACCAUGUCUCGGGACCCCGAGGAGGUGAACAAGCUGACGGAGAGCACUUACAAAAAUGUUAUGGAACAGUUCAAUCCAGGACUGAGGAAUUUAAUAAAUCUGGGGAAGAAUUAUGAAAAAGCUGUUAAUGCUAUGGUAGUGGCUGGAAGAGCAUAUUAUGAUAGUCUUGCAAAGAUUGGGGAUAUAUCAGCUGAUUCUCCCGUUUCUAAAGAACUAGGCCAAGUUCUGGUAGAAAUUUCAAGAACGCACAAGAAACUUAAUGACAGUCUAGAGGAGAGUUUCAAAAAAUUUCAUAAAGAAAUUAUAUCUGAACUGGAGAAGAAAACUGACCUGGAUGUAAAAUAUAUGAAUGCAACUUUAAAGAGGUACCAAACUGAACACAGAAGCAAAUUAGAUUCUUUAGAGAAGUCUCAGGCUGAGCUGAAAAAAAUCAGAAGGAAAAGCCAAGGAGCACGAAAUGUCAUGAAAUAUGAGCAUAAAGAAAUGGAGUAUUUGGAAACCGUGAGCUCUCGACAGAGUGAUAUUCAGAGAUUUAUUGCAGAAGGCUGCAGAGAAGCUCUCCUAGAAGAAAAAAGAAGAUUCUGUUUUCUGGUUGACAAGCACUGCAGCUUUACCCAGCACAUACACUUCUAUCACAUUCAGUGUGCGGACUUCCUAAAAUCCAAGCUGCCUGGGUGGCAGGAAAUCUGUAGUGAUGCCACCAAAGUGCCUGAAAAAGUCAGAAUGAUGAUAGACGAAAUAAGGACACCUGGUUCCACACCAAUAUCAGGAACUCCACAGCCUUCACCAAUGAUAGAGAGAAAUACCAUGAUUGGAAGUGAUUUUUACUCUCAUCAUGAAAAUGCAUCAAAGGUGCCCCCUGCUCCUACAGGUAGGGCGUACACUAGUCCACUAGUUGAUAUGUUUAACAAUCCUGCAACGGUUCCGAAGACAUCUUCUGAAAAACUAAGUAAUUCAGCAGAGAAUUCAGAUGAUGCCAGUUUAUCGCGUUCAACUUCUGUUGCCACAGGGCUAAAUAUAAUGAAAAGGCAAAAAGUAAAGACGAUCUUCCCACAUACUGCUGGAAGUAACAAAACGUUGCUUAGCUUUGCACAGGGGGAUAUCAUCACACUUCUUGUAGCUGAAGAAAAGGAUGGUUGGCUUUAUGGGGAACAUGACACAACUAAAGUAAAAGGAUGGUUUCCAUCAUCGUAUACUAGACCACUAGAAGAACCAGCAGAAGAAAAAGCCUUUGUCCCAGUGCCAAGCCCUGCACCAAUCCGAAGUAUUAGUUCUGUAAAUCUUGUGGAAAAAGGUGAUGUUGUCCUCCCACCGCCAGACUAUCUGGGGUCUUUGCAAACAGAUAAAAGAAUGGAGUCUUCCAAAGGUACUACUGUUAAAACGCCAACUGACAGAUCAGAAAAUGCAGGUCCGAAACCUGAUAUGAAUGGCAUUAUAAAACCACCUUUUCUAAGUGGAGAAAAUCCUUUUGCAACUGUGAAACUCAGACCAACAGUAACAAAUGACAGAUCAGCACCAAUUAUUCGAUGA